Molecule: messenger RNA, 624 nt
Organism: Hyalella azteca
Lineage: Eukaryota; Metazoa; Arthropoda; Malacostraca; Amphipoda; Hyalellidae
Exons: 1
Coding region: 1-624 (207 amino acids)
Source: RefSeq, a predicted model, not a curated record
AUGUCUGCCUGCAUGGACGCCGUUUCAGAUUGGAUGCGUUCCAACCGGCUCCAGCUUAAUGCAUCGAAAACUGAAUUUAUUUGGUUCGCGACCGCUCGGCGCCAACAUCAGCUUCCAACCAACCUUGUGCGCGUGGGCGACGAGUUCGUCGCACCUUCAUCCUCUGUGCGCAGCCUCGGCAUUCAGCUGGACUCAGAACUAUCUAUGAACAACCACAUUGCCAAAGUAACCGCUGCUUGUUUUGGCAUCCUGCGACGAAUUCGUAGCGUCAACCGCUGUCACUCUAGGCCGGUCCUCGAGGCCCUCAUGGUGGCGCUUGUGCUGCCCAGACUGGACUAUGGCAAAGCCACACUCUACGGACUUCCCAUCACGGCACUUAACAAACUGCAAUUCAUAAUGAACGCUGCCGCGCGACUCAUUUAUGCCCGGCGGAAAUUCUACCACGUGACACCGAUUUUGCGCGACCUUAACUGGCUGCGUAUCCAGCGGCGCACGCAGUUUAAAGUCGCUGUUCUGAUGUUUCGCUGCCUCCAUGGUUUAGCACCAUCUUAUCUCGCUGAAGGACUACGGCCCGUGUUGGAUCUGCCUUCUAGAAGGCGACUGCGUUCUUCGUCGUUCCUAUAA